Messenger RNA from Zingiber officinale, 855 nucleotides. RefSeq lists its product as uncharacterized. The transcript has 3 exons. The record is from RefSeq and is a predicted model, not a curated record. The coding region runs from base 1 to 855 and encodes 284 amino acids. NCBI's taxonomy places the organism in Eukaryota, Viridiplantae, Streptophyta, Magnoliopsida, Zingiberales, Zingiberaceae.
AUGGAUAACAAUAUUGAAGGUUCAUCAAAUUUAUCAUCUUCAAGCUCUGAUGAUGAUAACUAUGCAGAAAGUUUUGGUGCAAGGCAACAAUUGAUCGCUCAGGUGAUUUCUACCAAUAAUCAAAUUAUCUUGAAUUAUCUCAAUGAAGGAAACAACAAAAGCAUGCAUCGAGGCUCAAUUCCUGGUCAGAAGAUAAUCAAUUGUAAUCGUGAAGCUGCUGAUCGUAAUCUAUUCAAUGAUUAUUUCGCUGAAAAUGCAUUGUAUAAUGAUGCAAUGUUUCGAAGAAGAUUCAGAAUGGGACGGAAUUUAUUUAUGUGUAUCUGUGAUGUUGUUACUAAUCAUGACAACUAUUUUAUACAGAGAAGAGAUGGGCUUGGAAGACUUGGUUUGUCAAGCUUGCAAAAAAUAACAGCUGUAUUUCGGAUAUUGGCGUACGGUGUACCAGCAGAUGCUACUGAUGAGUACAUUAAAAUAGGGGAAUCAAUUGCUAUUGAAAGUAUGAAACGAUUUUGUCGUGCUGUUGUUGAAGUUUUUGGAGAGCAGUACCUACGAUCUCCAAAUGCUCACGAUGUUGCUAGGCUACUUCAUAUUGGUGAGCUAUGGGGUUUUCCAGGUAUUACAAUUUCUGCUCGUUAUGACAUUCAAGGAAAAGAGUACAAUAUGUGUUACUAUUUAGCUGAUGAUGAACGUGAUUUAAAUGCACUAAUCGUGGAACACUUUGAGAUGCCAACCCCAGAUGUUGAGCCCGCAGUAGAUGAUGACACUCAAUUUGAAGAGUUUCUAGCUCAAUACAGACAAAUCAAAGACAAAGAAGCUCAUAUUGCCCUUCGAAAUACAUUAAUUGAACAUUUAUGA